AUGGAAAAAGAUACUCUCGCCACCGCAGUUGACUUCUGCGCUGUAGAAGGGUGGAGCUUGGUGAGAUCUGCACGUCCUUUCCAGGCUUUUUGAGAAUACCUAAAGAAGAAGCUUUUUUAAAGAACAUCAAAACGUUUUUUGUUGA
Chondrus crispus (carragheen) is the source of this 145-nucleotide messenger RNA. RefSeq lists its product as hypothetical. The record is from RefSeq and is a predicted model, not a curated record. Lineage: Eukaryota; Rhodophyta; Florideophyceae; Gigartinales; Gigartinaceae. The coding region runs from base 1 to 93 and encodes 30 amino acids. The transcript has 2 exons.